Molecule: messenger RNA, 3186 nt
Organism: Laccaria bicolor S238N-H82
Lineage: Eukaryota; Fungi; Basidiomycota; Agaricomycetes; Agaricales; Hydnangiaceae
Exons: 21
Coding region: 1-3186 (1061 amino acids)
Source: RefSeq, a predicted model, not a curated record
AUGCCAGAUUCUGUCGGACACAAAAACGAAAAGGCACAGCGCCAUAUCCACAUCUCGGAGGAGCCCAAGAAGCCUAAACAUGCCAAGCGCAUUCGAUUCAACUUCACGUCAAAGUACCUUGCCUGGAUUCAACCCAGCUUAACGUGGCGCAAGUUCAAGCCUGUUAUUCGAUGUGCGGUUGCGGCCUGGUUGGCGUCGGUCUUGUUCGUUAUUCCGCGUGUGAUGGCGGUUAUGGGUGGUCAGGCAACGUUCCUCAUUUUAAUUGCGUCAUUCCUUUCUCCCCCAACCGAUCCAUUUCGUGCCGUUGUCGAACGCGAGGUUGUGAUUAUGAUCAUGAUAUCCCUCACCUGGUCCUACGUGUGUGUAGGUAUCCGCUUCGCGGACAUGGCGCGUACCGUGCAUGACCCAUCCGCUACGUUUGUCGAAGCAGUGAGCGGGAAAUUCAUUGAAGCUGGACCAACUGUUAUUAUGGGAGUGUUCGUUGGCGUCGGAAGCGCAGUCAUCCUUUACAUCAAAGCACGACAAGGCCCUGGUCCAUUUACUUUUGCUUGCAUUUUCUCGUGUAUCUGCCUAGAUGUUUCGUUGACAACGGCUGUCUUGUUUCCCUUCCCAUUCUAUCUCAUAGGAAGAGCCGUAGUCCUUCCCCUCGUAUUCCACAGCGCGCUCGCCAUCCUUUGCUCCCUCACCAUUUUCCCUAGCACCAUUUCGGCCCAGUUCACACAAGGCCUGCAAGGUGUUCUCUCCCCCCUCAUUACUGCUCUUGAUAUGCAUCGCGCCCUCCUCAAAACGCCCACCGUCUCACAUGAAUUUCUCGAAAAGGUCGAAGCCAUCAAGAAUACCGUUGCCCGCGCUGAAGGCGCCGUCGUGGCGCUUGUACCCUCUGCACGGCUGCUUCCCAGUGACAUCAUCUACUGCCGGUUCGCGCCGGGUGAUUUUAUGACCUUCCAGGACUUCGCCCGGCGCAUCGUUGGGAGGGCUCAUGGGAUGGGACUGUAUUUUACGCUGAUAGAUCCAACGAGGGAGAGGUUUCCAGUCACCCCAGCUCCGUCCUUACCUGGUACACCUCGUCCCGGUACUCCGUCGUUGGAGCUGGCGGGUGGCGUGUCACCGUUACCAUCUAGGUCGCACUCUCGUGCGCCGUCGGAGAAUCAUCCCCAUCCCCAUCAUCAUGUGCUUCAUCAGUCGCUAUCGAACUUGGCGAAGACGCGGUCGAAGAGGGAGCACGCGGUUGGGGUGUUUGAGUCGCAUCGGUAUUUGGAUAUUGAGGCUACGCGGCUGCAUGACCCGAAUUCUGAGGCGUGCACGGCGCGGACGACGGAGUUGUUGAGUGAGAGCUGCGAUAAUCUUCUUGAAGUAAGCGGUGAAGGAUUGAAAGGAUUGAGGGACUGGUUUGGGGGCGUGAGGGAUGGGCGGUUUGGUUUUUUUGGGAAGAAGAAAGCGGGCAAAGAGGAGUGGCAGGCGAAGUUGGAAAAAUUGAAGGAGUUGCGAGAGAGGGUGUUUGUUGCGCUGCAAGAGUUUCGAGAGGAGCGCCGACACGCUGUUCUCGACUCUUAUCUCCCCGCUUUCGACGACAGGAAACAAGAGAUGCCGCCCCAUCGGUACCUCUUCAAUUGCUAUGUGUACCAAUAUCACCUUACCCAAAUGGCAGCUAUUGUUCUUGAGCUGCUGGACGAAGCCAUCAAACUGGAGUCGUCACGCCUGGAAAACAAACUUUGGACACCCAUACGCACAUUGAAGCUGUGGUGGCCAUGGGAUAUGUCCGAGCAUGGACAGCAGGAUGAAUUGGAUGACAACCCAAAUGUCGUGCAGGGUGCGGAGCCUAUGCAUGGAGAUCUGGGGAUAGCUAGACGGCGUGAUCCUGACGCGCUGCCGCCGAGGAAUGUGCUGGAGUGGUGUUCGAAUUAUCUUUAUUUGUUCUUGACGAGAAGAGGUGGGAACCUUUUGUAUGCGGUUAAAGCUGGAUUGUUUACUGUUAUACUUUGUCUCCCGUCAUUUUUGCCGUCGUCUGCGACUUUUGCGUUCAAAAACCGCUCGGUUUGGGCAAUCAUUAUGGGACAAGUCACGCUCUCCCGCUUCAGAGGCGAUACGACAUACAGUCUCAUCGCUCGACUCGUAGCAACUUUUGGUGGUGGCGUGUCGGGCGCGGUGUUGUGGUACAUAUCCUGCGGCUCCGCACAAGGCAACGCAUACGGGCUCGCAACGGUGUGCGCCGUGGCAUUCCCCAUUUUCUUCUUUGUCAAACUCAACUGUCCGAUCCAUCCUAUGACGGUCACUGUCUAUGCCGUCACUGUGUGCUUGGUAAUUGGGUAUUCGUACCAAGAUAUCCACAUUCCAAAUCCAGGAUCUCCGGGAUCAGGCAUUUCUGUUGCUUGGAAACGAUUCGUUCUGGUAGCGAUUGGCGUUGUGGCUGCGUUCAUUUUCUCUCUCCUCCCUCCAUCAACAACCAUUCGGCGGUACCAAAGGAAUUCAUUGGCCACUACGACGUCUGAGAUCGGGGUCAUUUAUUGCUCGAUCGUUUCUUUCGCGCAUUCGAAAAAUGAGAGCGAGGUGCAGGAAAUUAUCAAAAGCCUUUUGGCCGUUCGGUCCAAGCUGAAACGCUCCGCUGCGCUUAAAGCUAACGUUUCUUAUGAGUUUUCAUUCCGGGGGCGUUGGCCAGCAAAACGCUACCAGGAUAUUUUGGAUCUCCAAAUAUCGAUUACAUAUUCCCUCUCCCACCUGAUGUCCGUCGUCAAACACCUGGAUUCAAACUGGACACGCGCGUUUCUCCGCCGGACGAGGCUUACCGAUAGCGAUUUCCAAGGAGACGUUCUUGCUGUUCUCACAAUGAUAUCCACCGCCCUUCGGACUGGCAGUCCAUUGCCCCAAAUCACGCCUUGUCCGCUACUUGAUCGCUUCAUGCUCCGCUACCACGGGAUGAACGUCAUCCAUAAAGAUGCGGAAGAGGAUUAUGGCUUGCCACGCUCUCUCACUCUGGAAACGUUGCAGAAUGAACAAUAUCUAAUGUUUUGCGUUGGUGUCUCCACGGCAUAUGGCAUUGUCAACCGCCUUGAUCGUUUGAUGAUUGCCGUAAAAGAGGUUGUUGGUGAGCAAUAUCACAUUACGGGUGUUGGAUUUAUGGCUCGCGGAGGAAGUACUUUGGAGCUCGCGCCGAGUACGCUGCAUUAUCGCCCACCUAGGGACGUCUGA